UCUUUCCCCUAUAGCACCGAGCCAAACCCAUUGCUUCUCUCGAUUUGCUUCUCCUUCCUUCUCUCUCUCUCUAAUCUCUCUGUGGCGGUCCAUUAAUGGCGGGUCGAGGCAAAGCUUUGGGAUCUGGGGCGGCCAAGAAGGCCACGUCGCGGUCCAGCAAGGCCGGUCUUCAAUUUCCCGUGGGGCGUAUUGCUCGGUUCUUGAAGGCAGGAAAGUACGCCGAGCGAGUCGGUGCCGGAGCUCCGGUCUACCUCGCCGCCGUGCUUGAAUACCUAGCCGCUGAGGUUCUGGAAUUGGCUGGUAAUGCGGCAAGAGACAACAAGAAGACUAGAAUUGUGCCACGCCACAUUCAACUGGCUGUGCGAAAUGAUGAGGAGCUCAGCAAGCUUCUUGGAGAUGUCACAAUUGCAAAUGGUGGUGUCAUGCCCAACAUCCACAACCUUCUGCUCCCAAAGAAGGCCGGUGGUUCCUCCAAGGCCGCAGCUGGUGAUGAUGACUGAUUCUUCAAUUUGAAGAUAAAAAUGCCCAUCUUAAGGAUGUCAAACGUGUUUUGUUUCAGAUUUAGUUUUCUACUCUAGGUCCAAGUAGAAUAUUGAGUCUCUGGUUCUUUGAGUUGUAGCUUGGGGGUAGAGUUAGGGUUGUAGGUAGUGUUCUGUGAAUAUAAUCAUCUUCUACUAGUUUCUUAAUAGAAGGGAUUGUGGGAACUUCUUUACAUUUUGCUUAUUUGUCUGUAUGUGUUCCGUAAUAGUCAAUGACAUUGCUACAAAUGCUUCAUCAUCUGGUUUACUCAUUUUGAUCUUUCA
Messenger RNA from Rosa chinensis, 803 nucleotides. Its product is annotated as probable histone H2A.2. The record is from RefSeq and is a predicted model, not a curated record. The transcript is spliced from 2 exons. Gene Ontology annotation, molecular function: DNA binding; structural constituent of chromatin; protein heterodimerization activity. The coding region runs from base 96 to 500 and encodes 134 amino acids. Gene Ontology annotation, cellular component: nucleosome. Lineage: Eukaryota; Viridiplantae; Streptophyta; Magnoliopsida; Rosales; Rosaceae.